Molecule: messenger RNA, 2150 nt
Organism: Plodia interpunctella (Indianmeal moth)
Lineage: Eukaryota; Metazoa; Arthropoda; Insecta; Lepidoptera; Pyralidae
Product: bromodomain-containing protein DDB_G0280777-like
Exons: 5
Coding region: 79-1287 (402 amino acids)
Source: RefSeq, a predicted model, not a curated record
CAAUUUUUUUAUGCACACCUCUGUAUUUUUUACUGUGCCAUAAAUACAUUUUUAUUAUUUCUUUUUUUUUUAAAUCGGAUGAUAAAUAAGUGCCCGUUCUUUUACAUACAAGACUUUAUCUUUAAUAUGGUAACAUUAAUAAUCGCAUCCGCCGUCAUAGCUCUCGCUGCAGCAGGGCAAGUCUUCACCGGCGCCAACUUCCAAUCCCAGGAGAACCGACAGUUCGCACCAGUUGAACAACAAUAUCAACAAGAACAACCGAUACAACAGCUACAACAACAGCAGCUACAGCAGCAGCAGCUACAACAACAGCAACUUCAACAACAGCAGCUACAAUACCAGCAGCUACCACAACAGCAGCUACAACAACAGCAACUUCAACAACAGCAGCUACAAUACCAGCAGCUACCACAACAGCAGCUACAACAACAGCAACUUCAACACCAGCAACUUCAACAACAGCAACUUCAACACCAGCAGCUACCACAACAGCAGUUACAACAACAGCUACCACAAACACAACAACAACAGAGGCAGUUUUUACCGCAAGCCAGGCCUCAACAGAUAAAGAAUGUUCCCCAAGCCCAGCCACUGCCAGUCUUGCAAAUCAGGCCACUACUCAAAGGCCAGGUCGGGCCUCAGCUCCAACAACAGAACCAACGGGCCAGGCCGGAGCAGAAUGCGAGAAUCCUGAGUUACGUCAACGAAAAUAACGUUCACAAUUACCGUUACUCUUAUGAAACUGAGAACGGCAUCAGAGCCCAAGAGGUAGGCCAGACUGUCCAGAAAGGCACUCAAGCGCAAGGCGAGUACUCUUACACUGGCGACGAUGGUCAGACCUACACUGUGACGUACACAGCCGACGAGUUCGGGUUCAGACCUCAAGGAAACCAUCUCCCUACUCCACCACCAAUUCCUGAAGCUAUAGCCAAAGCUGUUGAGCAAAAUGUCCGCGAUGCCGCCAACGGGAUCUUUGAUGAUGGUUCAUACAAAGAAGAGACGAACCAAGGAAACCAACUGAACGACUUCCAGCAAGUUGGUAAUGUGCAACCAAAUAUCAAACAGGGUGGUAACCUACAGCAGAAUCUGCAGCAAGGUGCCAACGUCCAGCAGAACUACCAACAGAGUGAGGAUUUGCAGCAGAACUUCCUUCUGGGCAACAACUAUAAGUUCCAGCAACAGCAGUUGAUGGAGCAACAACAAGAGAUGUUAGCUCCUGAACAGGAUUAUCAACAGAACAGUUUUCAGUUACAGCCUGUUCUCCUAGCUCAAAAUAUUCAGUGGUAGAUUUUUUAUGUUUUAUUAGUGAAAUAAGUGGCUUUUGGGUGCUUCCUUAAACUGUGACAGAUAAGUGGGCUGAAAAGAUUUGGAUAUUAUUACUACCUAACUUAGAAGAUUAUUGAAAAGAUUAAAAGAAAUUGUGGUUAUAUCUUUCUAAAAAAUCUAUAAAGGGCACAAAAGUCAGGUAUCGAUUGAAUAAGUACUUAAAAAGUGCAAUCAUGUUAAGACAUAAUAAUGUAGACCUCAGGUCAGGUCAGUUGCAUCUUAAACUGUUCAUUAAUAAAAUUGAAUCUUGAUUGUAUAAUUGUAAGGUUCAAAUUAUAAUGCUGACAACAUAUCUUAAUCUAUUUUUAAUCAGAUAUUCAAUGUCGUAAUGUUGCCUAAAGCAAGUUAGCAAACAAUUCUUGAUGCUCUGUCAAAUUAGGCUUCAUUUGUCUGAACAAUGAAUUGUGAUUAUAUAAGUUGUUUAAUUGAUGGUCUGUGUUGCAUUGUUUAGACAUUUGUUUUUCGGUAAAUGUAAAAGAGUUUUACAUUAUUUUAGCUUAAAUAUAUCGUCAAAAUGUUCAUAUUUAUUUUUACGAUCAUAUUUUGUCGAAAUGAUCUUUGUGAAAUGUCACCUCAUUAUCACUUUUUAGACAUUUGCAACCUAUUUUUUAUUUUCAUCUUUAUCCAACGAAGCUUACUCGUAUAAUGUGAAAAAAAUAUAUGACCUGCUCUGAGAAGACUUGAUUUUCAUAGCUGUUCGUAUGUGAUGACCACAUCAAAUGUGGUGCGACUGUAACUCAUUAAGAUGCCUAGUCUACAAGUUGAUUAGUUUUAGAACUGUUAUUCGUUGGUGUAAUUACUUUAAAUAAAAUAUUGUUGUAUAA